Molecule: messenger RNA, 4952 nt
Organism: Mercenaria mercenaria
Lineage: Eukaryota; Metazoa; Mollusca; Bivalvia; Venerida; Veneridae
Exons: 26
Coding region: 1-3822 (1273 amino acids)
Biological process (GO): carbohydrate metabolic process
Molecular function (GO): hydrolase activity, hydrolyzing O-glycosyl compounds
Source: RefSeq, a predicted model, not a curated record
AUGAGUUGCACACUUCCGGCGCCAACGGCUAUAGACAACUUUGCAGUAACGAUAAAAAGUUCCGCUUCAGUUGUUACUUAUAAGGCGUGGUCGUUAGAUCUGCACUCGAUGGAUUUCGAGAGACGCGUGCUUACCUUCCAAAGUAGCAGGAAAAUGUAUCCGCCGAGAAUUGUUUUAAACUUCCACUUUAAUACAUUUGGAUUUUUGGAACCUACCGGAAGUUGCUCCUUUACGUUAUUGACUGAACGACUUACGACAACGACAUUGCCUACGACGUCUAGAAUCACACAACCGUGGAUGAGACCACCUACUAGUAUGAGAGAUAGGCCAAUGCCUCUUGAAACUGACACAGAGAGUAGUACAACAAGCUGGGCCACAACGAGUUCAACUGAGUCUCCCACAAUGACUUCUACCACAAAUACACUGAGAAACACAUCAGAAUAUUCAGUAAACGACGCUGACCCAUGCUUGCAGGCCUGGAUAACAUUCCCGCCGACACGCUACGGGUUUCCAGACGAAAGGCCCGCCCCAGAUGGCGGCGAAACAACAACAGAGGGAACAUCAACAUUGCCAAGUCGGGAUAAGCUUUUACCUGGAUUCGGAAUCCCUCUGUUUAAGAGAGCCAUCUUCAGCCCAGCGACAGCGCCAAUGCCAAUGCCAGACCAACAUCUACAACCUGUCCUACCUGUAAUGCAGCCACCAUUGAUAAUAAACUACCCUGAUGCUAUCGAGAAGUCCAUGAUGUUUUAUGCUGCUCAAAGGUCUGGCGACUUUGAAAAGGCCCCGCUGUCCUUACCAUACGACUGGGUGCGUUCUUCCGGAACAUUCCAUUUAGCACCGGACGGUAGAGAUUUGACCGGAGGAUGGUAUAACGGUAAUGAUAACGUAAAACUGACGUUUCCUAUGGCUGCUGCUACAACUGUUUUGGCCUGGGGCUAUAAUUCAUGGAAGGAAGUGUAUCAGUACAAUAGUUCAAGGCUAGAUGAACAGUUUAAGGAAACAUUAAAAUGGCCGCUUGACUACUUCUUGAAGAGUUGGGAUCUCAGCAAUGAAACACUUUAUGUGCAGAUUGGUAAUUUGAGCAAAGAGAGGACUUUAUGGAACAGAGCUGACGAUUAUUUGUACAAUACACUUUGGAAUAACAACGAAUGGCCCGUGUAUAGCGUCUCUCCUUCAAACCCCGGAAGUGACGUCGCAGCGGAAGUAGCAACUGCAAUGGCGCUAUCUUCUCUCAUUGAAUUCGAUUCAAUGGACGGCGAAACGACAACAGAAGGUACAUCGACUACCGCAGGUAUUCCAGGUCGAGGCAGGCCUUUCCCAGGUGGCGGAAUCCCUCUUUUCAAAAGAUCGGCGCCAGACAAUGUUCCCUACAGUACAAGACUUUUAGACACGGCUGAGGAGAUUUAUCAAUUUGCAAAAUCAUAUCCUGGAAUAUACAGUGACAGUGUACCAGUAGGCGGAGCAGAAUAUCCAGACUACACGUCCUCUGGUUACGAAGAUGAGAUGUGUUUUGCUGCCGCUGUUCUAUAUAACAUAACCGCCAAAAAGAUUUACCUCAACGACGCCAAAUCUUACUUUGCCACCUUUGAGAAUGCAGGAACUCCCGAUUUCUUCUCCUGGGACGACAAACGUACUGCUUGCGCGGUAAUGUUGUAUAAGGGUACCAAAGACGAUAAGUACGCGACAUUUUUGGAAGGCUUCCGUAAUCACUGGAUGGCGACCACUGGAGAGUUCACACCUAACGGUUUCGCAUGGAGAAAUGAAGAAGGACCGCUGCGCUAUACAGCCAAUGCAAUUUUCAUAUUGCUGCAGAGUAUUGAUGCUGGUGUGUUCCAGCCUGAUAUAGCUAUGGAAAUAUACAAAUGGAGUGCAAAUCAGAUAGACUACAUGCUGGGUGCUAACGGCAUGCAAUACAGUUAUCUGAUUGGUUACAGUGACUACCACGUCACAAAUCCUUAUCACAAGAACAGCGCUUGCAAUCAUCCCGCAAAGCCAUGUGGAUGGACAUUUUACAAUUCCGAAUGGGACAAUAUAAAUAAAUUGGUUGGUGCUUUAGUUGGUGGCCCUAACCUGAAUGAUUAUCAUGCAGAUAACCGACAAAAUAAGAUUGGAAACAGCGUGGCUGUGGAUUACAAUGCAGGAUUUCAGUCAGUUCUUGCUGGUUUGCAAAAACAAAAACUGGCAUUGCAAGAUGCAUGUGACGCGUUAUUGGAAGGUAUAAAUGGAGGGUCGGGAAUAGGGGGACCUUUGGUAGACCCCACAAUUCCAACAGGGAUCUUUGACAAUACAACGGACUCGGAGGAAAUAACAACAUCCGGAACAGGAGAAACUCCGACUACCCCUUAUACCACAACAGAGCCGACACCAAUUCCAAAGAAACCGGAGAGUUUUGACUACGUUGAUGCCCUGAAAAAGUCUAUGUUGUUCUACGCGGCGCAAAGAUCUGGAACGGAACCAGAAAAUAAUCCGAUACCAUGGAGACGGUGGGAUUCAGAGGAGAAGGGCACUGCCAGUGGCGGAUGGUUUGACGACGGAUCAGCGGUUAAGACCACAAAAGUGAUGGCUUCAGCAGCGUUGAUUAUUGGCUGGGGCGGUGUGAACUUCAAGGCCGGCUACGAGAUUGCUGGGGCAUUGUCCGAUCUUCGCGACUGUCUAAGAUGGCCAUUAGAUUAUUUCCUCAACAUUUGGAAUCCAGAAGAACAGACCUUGGUGCAAAAGGUCGGAUUUGAAGUAUAUGAGAGAGCGUUUUGGUCACGACCAGAACGUACAAGCACUUUAUCAUCAUCUGACAUCGUGAAAAUACGGGUUAACCAAGGAGGAGGGGGAGAAGGGGCAGAUGUUGCAGCCGAUGUUGCUACGGCACUUGCUAUUGGCUCUGUUAUCUUCAAAGAUAAUGAUACCGGAUAUUCUGCCAGGUUGCUGUCAGCAGCUAAAGAAGUUUAUAGCUUUGCGAAACAAUUAAAUGAGACAUUUAAAGACCCUUCUAGCAUAUAUUACUCUGAUCCUGGUGAUGAUUUUGAUGACGAGAUGUGUGUGGCAGCUUGGUGGAUGUACAAAGCAACACAGGAAUCGCAAUACUAUGACGACGGUAUGACGUUCGAAACAAUGAAAGUGAUAAACGCUGUUUUAGAAUGGAAAGACAAAUACACUCUUUGCAAUCUAUUACAGUAUGAGUUCACCGGUUCUACUGCUAUUCUUGGAGGGAUGGAAUACUGGAUGAAGGGAGUUGUAACCACUCCACAGGGUCUUGUAUGGCAGGAUUACGAGUCGCUGAAAUUCGCAGGUAAUGCAGCCUUACUUCAUGCGCUGUGUAGAAAUGAGGGCAUUAUGAAUAACCCGUCCGAACUCUACCUAACGCAGAUUGAAUAUAUAUUGGGAAGAAAUGAGAAUGCCUUUAGUUAUCAGAUCGGAUAUGGUAGUCGUUAUCCUAGGCGACCCCACCACAGAUCAAGCUCAUGCCCAGAUUAUAUGGACACAUGUGACUGGUCAAUUUACAACUCCCCAAGUCGAAAUCCUUUCGAACUUACUGGAGCUUUGGUUGGUGGUCCGGACAUGAACGAUGCAUAUGAAGAUGUCCGAUCGAACGAAAAGAUGAACAGAGUGUCUGUGGAACACAACGCCGGGUUUCAAUCUGUAUUGGCUUACAUUGUUAUGGAACAUCCUCCAUCAAAGAAAACGCCGACGGCAACAGAAGACCCCGUUUUCCCGCCUGAAACUGACCCUAUAAAUGAAACAUCUGGUGCUGUUUGCUUGAUAGGUUCAAUGAGUGCUAUGUUAUAUUUCACUUUCAUUCUGCUGUCAUGUUCUACAUUCAAGUUGUAGUUAACAGUUUUGCACGAUAAUAUGAAUGUCUUUCUCUCUGUGUUCCUAUAUUAAUACUAGCAUGUUGUCAAAGAGUACUUAAAUGUUCUGAUCAGUAUAACUUUAUAAUUUGUUAUGAUUCUGGUAUAAAUCUUGGCGCCACUUAUUAGGAAAGGAAGUACUUAAUUGUCUGUAAAUCAGUGUACUAGAUAGGACACAAGUUUUGAGAUUUUGCCGUUGUUAUCAUAUACAUGGUCAUUAAUUAAAUAAUAAUUAUAAUGUGUAACAAUGUACUAAAUGGCAGAUUAAGGUGAUAACAGUAUUUAGCUAUUAGGUUUACACUGAAUAAUGAUUAAGAUGCCAUUGAAGGUAAGGCAAAUAAAAUUUCAGUGAACGCCAGUCAUAAGUAAUACAUCUCUGGAGGUCAGACACAAUUUAGACAUUAGUGAACGUCAGACCUAAAUAUUAAUAUGUAACAAUGUAAUAUGGGUCAGGCUUUAUCAAUAUAUCAGUGAAGGUCAGUCAUAAACAAGUGGCAAGCGAGGGCCAGACAUCAACAAAAUGUCAUUAAAAGUAAGACAUUAUAAUAAUAUUAACUUCAGGCAUAUAUAGAAUGUGAAUAAAUGUCGGGGAAAUAUCAUUCUCGCCAGAACUGUCACACGACAAGUGUCUUUACUUUCAUAUUAUUUUUCAUAUGAAGACUUAAUCACGAAUAUUAUUUCUUCAUAACAGGUUAUUUUAGUAGAAUGUUUAGUUGCUGCUAAGUCUAAGGUUUGAACAGAAAUCGCGUGGCAUAUGCGCUGAAAGGUUAUGAUAUUUAAACCCGAUUGCUCUUUAUUUGAUAUUCGCUCCUUUUCUUGUAUGGACUUACAUUGCAUAGUUUUGAUGAAUAUUGAUGGAUAUAUGUUGGAUUGCAUAGGCAUGUGAGCAGGGUAGUGGUUGUGGUGUGGGGGUAGGGAGGUCGGGUUAGGUACGCUCCACCAUCCAACUUUGAAUGCAUAACAGCUCCCCAAACCGACCAAAUUUCUUCCCUAUAUUUCGGUGAAAAUUAUUUGCACAGGAAUAACAGCAAAUGAAAGGGACACACAGACUUUAUGAGAGGACAUUUCUAUGUACCGGAUAGGAUUUUAUAGUUAUGAUAUUGAGACAUG